AUGCGCAAGACCAAACACACGCACGACCCACCGAAGUACGGGCGAAUAAGAAGGGGUUGGUGGAGUGUGACGCACAACAUGCUAAAAGCUCACGCUGAGGCGUGGCACGUCUACGACAGUACCUAUCGAAAAGAGCAGGGUGGAAGAGUGGGCAUCGCUCUCAGCUCAGACUGGGCCGAACCGAAGAAUCCGACCUCGCCUCAGGACGUCCAGGCUGCCGAGCGUUACCUGAACUUUAUGCUCGGAUGGUUUGCUCACCCUAUCUUUGUAGACGGCGAUUACCCAGCGUCGCUGAGAAAGCAGAUCGAGCAGAAGAGAACCGAGUGCGGCACGGAGCUCGCCAGGCUCCCCGUCUUCACCGAAGCCGAAAGACUUCGGAUCAAGGGUACGGCCGAUUUCUUCGGGCUGAACCACCACACCUCACGACUCGUCAAUGAGAGUCUGGGAAGUUGUUCCGCCGGACCGGAGAGCGUCGGAGACUUUCAGGGUCAUGUCGAUCCCGACUGGCCCACGACGGCAUCGAGCGAGAUUCAGUCCGUGCCGUGGGGUCUCCGUCGCCUGCUGAACUACAUCGCUGCGGCGUACACGUCCGUCACUAAGGUUCCCAUUUACGUCACCGGGAACGGGAUGCCGUCUGUUGAAUAUACCUCCUUGGAUGCCAUCAGGGUCUCCAGCAGAGGAAGACUAAUUGGCUACUCUACAUAA
Trichomycterus rosablanca is the source of this 705-nucleotide messenger RNA. RefSeq names its product lactase/phlorizin hydrolase-like. The coding region runs from base 1 to 705 and encodes 234 amino acids. The record is from RefSeq and is a predicted model, not a curated record. Gene Ontology annotation, biological process: carbohydrate metabolic process; glycosylceramide catabolic process. The transcript is spliced from 2 exons. Gene Ontology annotation, molecular function: glycosylceramidase activity; beta-galactosidase activity; beta-glucosidase activity. Gene Ontology annotation, cellular component: cytosol. NCBI's taxonomy places the organism in Eukaryota, Metazoa, Chordata, Actinopteri, Siluriformes, Trichomycteridae.